GGGGGUGAAGCUCUAGCCCUGUACCCACAUUUGGGGCGCGCGGAGCUGGGGGGGGUCCCUGGGGGGCGCCCGGAGCUAAGAUGGCGUCCGCAGCGGAGGGGGACGUGGGAACGGCGGCGGAGCUUGCGAGGGUGCUGCGGGGUGGCUUCGAGGACCUGAGCCUGAGCAAGUUGGCGACGUCCCUGGGCGCGUCGGAGCAGGCGCUGCGACUCAUCAUCUCCAUCUUCCUGGGCUACCCAUUGGCUUUGUUUUAUCGGCAUUAUCUUUUCUACAAGGAAAGCUACCUCAUCCAUCUCUUCCACAGCUUCACAGGCCUCUCAAUCGCUUAUUUUAAUUUUGGAAGCCAGCUAUACCACUCCUUGCUCUGUGUAGUGUUCCAGUUCCUCAUCCUUCGGCUGAUGGGCCGCACCGUCACUGCCAUCCUCACUACCUUCUGCUUCCAGAUGGUCUACCUUCUUGCUGGAUAUUAUUUCACAGCCACUGGCAACUAUGAUAUCAAGUGGACAAUGCCACAUUGUGUCCUGACCUUGAAGCUGAUUGGUUUGGCUAUUGACUACUUUGAUGGAGGGAAGGACCAGAAUUCCUUAACCUCUGAGCAACAGAAAUAUGCCAUCCGGGAUGUCCCUUCCUUCCUGGAAGUCGCUGGCUUCUCCUACUUCUAUGGGGCCUUCUUGGUUGGGCCCCAGUUCUCCAUGAACCACUACAUGAAGCUGGUGCAGGGAAAGCUGACCGACAGGCAAGGGACCAUCCCAAACAGCGUCUUGCCUGCUCUGAAGCGCCUCGGUCUGGGCCUUGUCUACCUGGUGGGCUAUACCCUGCUCAGCCCCCACAUCUCCGAAGACUAUCUCCUCACAGAGGAUUACGAGAAGCGGGACUUCUGGUUCCGCUGCAUGUACCUGCUGGUCUGGGGCAAGUUCGUGCUGUACAAAUAUGUCGCAUGCUGGUUGGUCACAGAAGGGGUCUGCAUCUUGACGGGACUGGGCUUCAAUGGCCUUGAUGAGAAGGGAGAGGCCAAGUGGGACGCCUGCGCGAACAUGAAGGUGUGGCUCUUUGAGACAACACCUCGCUUCACAGGCACCAUUGCCUCCUUCAACAUCAACACCAACGCCUGGGUGGCCCGUUACUUCUUCAAACGACUCAAGUUCCUUGGGAAUAAGGAGCUCUCCCAGGGGCUCUCACUGCUGUUCUUGGCACUCUGGCAUGGCCUGCAUUCAGGAUACCUGGUCUGCUUCCAAAUGGAAUUCCUCAUUGUUCUCGUGGAGAGACAGGCCGCCAACCUGAUCCGGGAGAGCCCCACCCUGAGCAGCCUGGCCUCCAUCACCAUCCUCCAACCACUGUACUACCUAGUGCAACAGACCAUCCACUGGCUCUUCAUGGGGUAUUCCAUGGCAGCCUUCUGCCUCUUCACAUGGGACAAAUGGUUCAAGGUGUAUAAAUCUAUCUAUUUUCUUGGACACAUCUUCUUCCUGAGUCUACUAUUCAUAUUGCCUUAUGUUCACAAAGCAGUGGUGCCAAGGAAAGAGAAAUUAAAGAAGAUUAAAUGAUUUUUUUCCCCUGGCAGCCAAGAGCAGGACUGGUGCAGAAAUGACACGUCUCCCUCUUCACAGCACUCCUUCACCAGAGACCACAGAGGCAGGGAGUGGGAAGAUGCAAUGCUCCCAGCGUGCCUCUACUACCAGCCAAGUCUUCAUUUGGGCCAAAGGGGAAACUCUUGUGGGAGAAGUAGAGGGGCCAUCUCCCCUCAGGGUUCCCCCAUGCCCGUUGCCUUAUCUUUCCCCCUCUAGCCAGGAAUCUGUUGUGUUUUCCUUCAGCCAAUUUACUAUGAUUGUAUAUGUGCCACUGCCGCCCCCCCUAUGGGGGGGAGGAGAGGGGUACAAGGCCCUGCCUGCUCCACUUUUUCUACCUUGGAACUCUCUGUACCAGAUAAAAUCACUCUGUUCAGUUUUUCA
Messenger RNA from Erinaceus europaeus (western European hedgehog), 1949 nucleotides. It is a transcript of the gene LPCAT3, whose product is annotated as lysophosphatidylcholine acyltransferase 3. Gene Ontology annotation, molecular function: 1-acylglycerophosphocholine O-acyltransferase activity; lysophospholipid acyltransferase activity. NCBI's taxonomy places the organism in Eukaryota, Metazoa, Chordata, Mammalia, Eulipotyphla, Erinaceidae. Gene Ontology annotation, biological process: phosphatidylcholine biosynthetic process; lipid modification. Gene Ontology annotation, cellular component: membrane. The coding region runs from base 81 to 1544 and encodes 487 amino acids. The record is from RefSeq and is a predicted model, not a curated record. The transcript is spliced from 13 exons.